Drosophila arizonae is the source of this 1593-nucleotide messenger RNA. It is a transcript of the gene Aatf, whose product is annotated as Apoptosis antagonizing transcription factor. Gene Ontology annotation, cellular component: nucleolus; nucleus. The record is from RefSeq and is a predicted model, not a curated record. Gene Ontology annotation, biological process: regulation of transcription by RNA polymerase II. NCBI's taxonomy places the organism in Eukaryota, Metazoa, Arthropoda, Insecta, Diptera, Drosophilidae.
UUUCACAGGUUUUGUUUUUGUUAAGAAAAAUAAAUGAAAUAGCUACGAAAAUGUUGAGAAAAUCAAAGAAGCAACCAGAGACAGUGGCCGAAAAGGUGAGCAAACUGCUCGCCCAUCCCAAUGACAGCGAGAGCGAUGAUGAAUCUGACAUUGAUGUGGCCACCAAAGCGCGCGUUGCGGAUUUUGAGGAUGAAUACGAUUUGCCCGAUGCGCGCAGCACAGAUUUUCGUAAACGGAAUGUGAAAUUGUUAUCCGAGCAGAGCGAACGAUACAAGGGCAAAAUAAGCAGUCGCAAAGAACUUGAGGAGGAGGAGGAGGACAACGAAGAAGAAAGUGAAGAUGAGGAGGACGAGGAGGUGCCAUAUGAAGAGAGUGACACAGAUGAGGAUGAAGCUGAGAAAUUGAAGGCUUUUAACAGCAAGUUGAAAGCUGCAAAAAUUGAUACGAGUGGAGCUCAAAGUGAAGAUGAUGAUAGCAGCGUGGAUUAUGAGAAUGGCGGAGAGCAGAAGAAAGAUGAUGAUAGCGAUGAAGACGAGGACGAGGAUGGUGAUGAUGACUAUGAGGAUGAUGAUGACGACGACGAGGAGAGCGAUUCAGAAGAUAACGACUCAGAAAAUGAGACAAUAGAUAUGAACGAAAUCAUGUCCAAAACCAAUCAACAAGCCGAAGUCCAGAAAGGACUCUGUGUGCAGAAUCAACUGCAGAUUUGGGAGCGUCUCUUGGAGCUACGCAUCAACACACAGAAAUUCACCAGCAAGUCGAAUCAAUUGCCUCCUCCAGAGACGCUGCAAGCGCUCAGCGAUAAGAAUGAGGAGCUGCAAACGGUGCUAAAGGAAGCCCAGGAGCGAAGCUCCAAGCUGCUGCAUCAACUGCUCGCCCUGCAGUCGGUGCUUACGCAGCAGCACAGUGAGCUGCGCCAAGCCAUCAAGCGGAAACUGCCAGCAGAGUCCAGCUCCGAGUCGGAGCCGCCGAGCAAAUGCUUUGCGAGCGCGCUGCAAAGCAAUUUCGAGAAUAUGCGAAGCUAUCGGAAUGAGGUGCUGCUCAAAUGGGAUGAUCGCACCAAGCUGUUGACACCUGGAGCGGGUACGAAGCGAAAAUCCAUGCAAGACGAUUACGAUGUCAUCAAGAAGAUCGACAGUGCGCUGGCCAAUCGUAGUGCACUCAUUGAGAAAUCCCAAACUCUCAAGAGCAAUCAGCCGCAGCAGCAAGAGAAACGACAGCUGGAGCAAGAGGCUGACCAAGAGAAUUCCGAAUUAAGCAACAAGGACCAAAGGCAAACGCACAUCUACGAUGACAGCGAUUUCUAUCAUCAGCAGCUGCGCGAACUGAUUGAGUACAAGGCCAGCACCACGUCCAGCAUGGGCGACAUAACCAAACAGUUUGUGGAGCUGCAGAAGCUGCGCCAGAAGAUGAAAAAGAAAGUGGACACCAGGGCUAGCAAAGGCAGAAAGUUGCGCUAUGUGGUGCAUAAUAAGCUCAUCAAUUUCAUGGCUCCCAACGAAGCAAGUGACUGGACGGAUGAGUCCAAGACGGAACUGUUUAAAUCCCUAUUUGUUUAAAUCACACAUCCAUGUAUAUUUAUGUACAUAUUAC